Molecule: messenger RNA, 2112 nt
Organism: Trichoderma virens Gv29-8
Lineage: Eukaryota; Fungi; Ascomycota; Sordariomycetes; Hypocreales; Hypocreaceae
Exons: 1
Coding region: 1-2112 (703 amino acids)
Source: RefSeq, a predicted model, not a curated record
AUGCCAUGGAGCGAUGCAGCAGAUGAGGCAGGCAAAGUGUCGGAAUCUGUCGAGAAAGACGGAUACACGCCACUGGUUCGGCCGUUGGAGAUUCGGGUUCUGAUUCUGCAUCCUGGCAAGAAAGGCUCUCCAGUCGAAUGCACCCUCAAACAUGGUCGCCUUGGGAGCAAGCUUCAGUUUGACGCUCUCUCAUACGUUUGGGGAAGUCCAGCCGCCACAGAGGAAAUCACUUGCAACAACAGACGGAGAAAGGUAGGCAGGAAUCUCUACGAUGCACUAGAGCGACUACGACUUCCGGACGAAGACAGGAUCCUGUGGAUUGAUGCGCUUUGUAUCAACCAAGCCGACAACAAGGAAAAGACGCAGCAGGUUCGCCUCAUGGGCGAGAUCUAUUCAAGAGCACGGAGAGUGCUCAUCUGGCUAGGAAAUCAUGAAGACGUAGAAGCUGGAGUUGGGAAACUGGCCUCACGACCAUCUGACGAGAAACAUGUCGACUGGACACCUCUCGAGCCCGUCUUCACAAACCUGCUGUUCUAUCAGGCCCAGGCUUUUCUCAUAUGGCUCGGAUUCGAGGGCGCAGUAAACAUGGGGGUGGCAAAGCUCGGGGAGCCGCAAUCCUCAACGCAGUUUGACUGGUCCUCGCUUAUACCCGUCAUCCAAAGCCCAUGGUUUAGCAGAGUUUGGUGUAUCCAAGAGCUAGUCUUGGCAUCGAAUCCCCUCAUAGUCACGCGUGAUUCCAUGAUUUCAUGGGAUGCGUUUGCCAAAGCUGUGUUGGAGCUCAGAAUGCAAUUUGAAGCCUAUCGAAUGAAGACACACCAUCGAGACAAUCAAUCGAUCGAGAACUUUUACUUCCUACACGACAUGCGACAAAGGCAUAAGAAGAGGAGGAAGCAAAGGCAUAGCCUACUAGAGCUGUUGUUCCUCACCCGAGGCUUUCAAGCUACAGACCCUCGAGACAAGUUGUUUGCGCUCGUGGCCCUAGCCGGAGACGUUUUAUCGUCGGAUUGGGAGGUGACGCCGAAUUACGAGUUGUCUGUUGCCGAGGUCUACCAUCGCUUCGCUCUCUGGCAUCUGACUCGCAAAAGGCAGUUUGAAGUCUUUUCUUUUGGUCGCAGCCAGCGUCUUCCUCCCUCUCCAGAGCUCGAGUUACUGCCUUCUUGGGUCCCCGACCUGACGAGGCCAGAUUUUGCCGCACCGCUUCCGAAACUGGAAUAUCUCUCGGUCAACUACAUCGAUCUGCGGUACGACGUGCUCAAAGAGUUUGGGCUGCGUAAGAAGUAUUUUGGAGAAGCCAUCAAGGUCUAUCAUGCGGAUCUGAAAUACCCUUGGUGGGCCCUUGGCCGCCAGGCCGAUUUCCGCCCAGCCCGCAUUGCUUUCUCCCAGGGUACAGCAGUGAUACACGCGGUAGGUACCAAGAUCGGGUCACUAAAGGCUUUGGGCAUGCCGUUUGGCCAGAAGAGCGCAAGUGAAGAAAUCAAGAGUAAGGAUUUGGUCUUCUAUUCCAACAUCUUGCACACAUAUGAGUGGCUCAACGAGACAUGGGGCUUUGUUGGUGAAAACAUGCUCGGCGACAAGUAUGCACGGCUUCCCAAAAACACAAUCGAUGCAGUAUGGCGUACGAUGAUAUGCUGUAUGACCUCAGAGGGUAAAAAUGCCCAGUUUACAAUUUAUUCACGUGCUGCGCAGUCCCUGUAUCAAAAUUUCUUGGACAACGCACAACGCCGUGAGGCCAAAAUACGAGACGACAGUCACACACUCACAAAAGGGAUUGAAGUCAAAAACAAUCUGCACGAUGCCAAAUACGGCACCGUGUCUCUCACAGAAGAUGAGAUAGCCAAGCUUCUUCUCAUUCACACAAGCGCGAUGAAAUGGUGUCCAGGACGCCGGUUUGCAGUCACAGAUGCGGCAGAUUUCGCCGCCGUUCCCAAGGCAGCGCAAGAGGGGGAUAUUAUCUGCAUCUUCAACGGGGGGAGAGUGCCUUAUGUUUUGAGGCCCUGCAGAAAUGGAGAGUACACUCUAGUUGGCGAAUGCUAUGUAGAUGGGAUGAUGAGAGGAGAGGUUAGGGACCGGUUCCCUCGACACUUACACGAGACAAGCUUCACGAUACAAUAG